AUGUCCUCACCAUCCACGCCACGGUCGACGCGUUCUGUGUCGCCCGCGGGUGGUUCGCCGAACAUUAUUACGCCCGGCCAGAAGAUCAAGGCCAUGAUGGCUCAAUUUGACAGCGAUUCAGAGGAUGAUACUCAAAUUGCCAAGUCAACAGAUGCGGUCUCGAAGCUUGAUCUUGGGGGUGUUUCUGUGCCGGCUGCUGAUACACGCAAGAAUGGCUCGUUGCACGACUCAGAAGAGGAUCCAGACAGUGCAGAUGAGGUUUUCCGACCAAAAGGCCGUAUGGCUGCCCGACUACAGGCUAGCUCUGGACCCUCUAAACCCGAGGACGAAAAUUCAGCAUUCGCCCGCGUGUCAAAGGCCAUCCGAUCAGAAAGAAAACAGGGCGAGAAGCGAGACCAGACAGAACCACAACCCACACCCAUUAGCGAAUCUAGUGAUGAUGACCUACCUACGGCCGGCCCGAGAAGAAAGCAUAAAUCCACAAGUAACUCUCCCAGGUCCGAUAACAGAACGAGCCAAACCCCUCCCCGUUUAAGACCCGACUCUCCCCUCUUUGUCUCCUCCCCAAAUGAACCGCAUAACGACCCAGAUUCCGAAAAUGCAGAUUACGAAAACGCCACUGGGAUGAAGCCUAAAGGAAACGCCCGUUUCAUGGCUCUUGUCGCUCAAAAACGCAAGGAACGCGAGGAGCGAGAGAAAGCUGAGAUCGCAAAGAAGGCAAUCCGAAAAGCCCAGCUGGAGCAGUUCAGCUCGCAGGUACUCUCGGGCGAGGAGAGCGGUGCUGAGGAUCCGCGUUCUGCGAGUAAGCUAUCCCAGAAGGCUCGUCAGCCCCGCAAAGCCAGCAAGAAGGCACUGGAUGAGAUGAGGCAGGAGACUCAGCGAAUGAGCCGUAACAUGCAACUAGCUCACCAGGCCAAAACAAAAAAGAAGAUUACCAAAGAAAGUCUCUUCGCCAAAUUCAACUUCAUGCAACCGGAUACACCGGCUGAGCAGGUCGCAGCAAAUUCAUCGUCAGCGGUCGGAUCACAAAAUUCGUCUGAUGGAGAAGUACGCCCCCAAACCAAAGAUACCCCGCGUACUUCUCCAGUUCCUAGCAAUUUGGAUGCUACCAAGACGACCACUGAUUCUGAGCAUGCCCAAGUUCAACUACCUGAUAUGAAUAUGGAUGACGACGGUGACGACUUGCCUGACCCAAAAGACCUCCUGGCGCCAAGCCAAUAUCCCGCAUUGUCCAAGGACCCUGCAGUCGAUGAUAUCUCGGAUUCUGUGCCUAAAACUAAAUCCGAGGGUGCCAACUUGAAGAGAGUUUCGCGCCCGUUGACACAGGCACCUAUCCGUGUGCUGCUUUCCAGGCAACAGGUUGCUGCGCGCCAGAAAGAUUCAGACGAUUCCGACAGUGAUCUUGAGGUGGUAACAGACCCUGGCAAGUGCCGUCGUCUCGCAGCGUUCGAGAAUCUGCCCACUAGACAGAUGCAUGAAGAUCCCUCUAUGACCAAGCUCAAGGCAUUGGCGCACCUGACGUCUCCUACCCGGAAAAUGGCUUCCAUGAACGCUGCAGAGCUUUCCGCAAAUUUAUUAUGGCGGGCCCGGCAGCAAGCGGCGAAGGAGCGCCGGGAGCGAAUUGAGGAACUCAGGGCCAAGGGAGUAGUCAUUGAAACAGCCGAGGAGCGUGCAGCGAUGGAGGAUGACAUGGAAAACCUUGUUGACAAGGCACGCAAAGAGGCAGACGAAAUCCGCCGACUAGAGAAAGCUGCUAGGAAGAAGGAUAACCACGACGAUGACGAAGAAGAGGAUGAUGACUACGAGCUUUCAGGCUCUGACGAGGAAAUUGAUGGUGACGAUGAGGAUGACCAAGAGGAAGAAAACGAGCGCGUCAAUCGCGGCGGGGAUUUCAUCGAGCAGGAGGCCGACGAAGACGACGAUUCGCCUGACGACGAGAGUGAGACCACUCCUUCAGAUGCAGAGAACGAGAUGCCUGCCGCGAGACGGCAGCGACGAACUCGGGUGAUUAGCGAUGACGAAGACGAAGACGAACCACAACCACCCUCAACGCCUGUGAGAGCCCCGGGUUAUGUCCCGCAGUCUGCCGAACGACCCAACUUCCUUGGCAUGGGAACACCAGGCAAUAUGUCCCUGGGUCUUACCCAAGCAUUUGCCUCCACACUGGAUGGUAAUGGGGUUGGAACCCAAGUGGAAUCUGCCACCAUACCUUUCUCUCUCCCAGACCCUGGUCAUGCUGUUCCUCAACUUCGUAAGGAGGAAUCAGAGAUUCUUGUCCCAGACAGUCAGCCCCAGCCCCAGGAUAAAGAAUUUAUGGAGGGCUACGCACAGAGUGUGACCCGAGUCUCAGAGUCGCCUGCACCAUAUGCAUUCUCGGAAUAUUCCCAAUCUCAGCUGCCCGACCCAACCCAGGACGAGGGCUUUGUAUUCUCCCCAUUCGAUCCCGCGAAAAGAUUCAGGGGUACUCCGCCCAUAUCUACCGUCGACACAGUCCUCGUAGGUCAAACUCAGUCGCCUAUUGCUGAUCGCAAACGCAAAAUGUUGCGCCGAGGACGUGCAAUUGAACUCUCUCAAGUAGAUGAGGAUGACAAUGAAGGUGACUUUGAAAUCAACGCCACUGCCUUUGAUAUCAUGAAGAAGAAUAAGGCUGCAAAGAUGAAACUUGCCCAGCAAUACAACAAGAAAGACAGCAAGGCCAAAGACAUUGUCGAUGAGGCUGCCGAAGAAUCUGAAGAUGAAUAUGCCGGCCUUGGAGGUAACAGUGACGAGAGCGAUGGCGAAGAAAAUGCCAUUGAUCGCCAAAUGAUCAAUGACAACAGCGGCGAGGUAGUUGAUGAGAAGCAACUUGCCGCACUCAAUGCUGUUCACGAUCGCAACCGCGACGAGAAAGAUGUCGCUAAGUUGAUGAGAGACAUCACUACCGGAGCCCUCCGCCGUCGCAAGAAUGCAGAUGACGACUUUGACCUUGACGACUCAGACGAUGAGCUCCUAGCACGUCGCCGUGAGAAGCAGCGCGAAUUCGCAAAAAUGCGCCGCGCUCUGCUUGCAGAUGAGAAAAUCGGCGAGAUUGCCGAGAACCCCAAGAAGGCCGCAUUCUUCAGGGCGGUUGAGGAUCGCGAAGUUGAUGAUGACUUCAAUAUCGACUUCCUUGAGGAAGAGGAUGCCUCCCAAGGAGAAGCAUCGCAGGAUCCCGCUUCGGGAGAGCAGUCAAAUGAUGUGGCGAGUGAUGGUCAGAAUCGCAAGCGCCCCCUGGAACCAUCGUCUGAAGAUGCAACCAACCGUCCGCCGCCUCGCCUCCGUCGCACUCCCGCUAGCGCAAUGUCAAAGAAACCGGCCACGAUAGCCGAGAUUCGUGAAACAUUGUCCUUCCUUACUGAAACACCCGAUUACGACUCCUUCCAGGACGAUGCUUCUCUCGAUGAGGGAGAAGACGAGCAAGAAGAUGAAGACACCCCUGACGCGGAAGAAGCUCAAGGCAAUGACCAACCACAAUCGGACGAUACCUUCGCCAAACCCAGCCAUCCACGCCGCACGCGCGGAGUCGUGGUCGACCGCCUUGCACUCCUGCGACAAGCAUCCUCCAACUCCGCCACAGGAACAAACUCUGGUCCCGCAAAUUCCAAGCUUGCAUUCCACAGUGGCCUCGGUGCAGAGGGUCCUAUUGGAUUCCGCCCUCCUCAACUUCUGCGUCGUGUUACGGCCGGCUCCUCAUCUUCCAGUAGCUCGAGUUCCUCCAACCGUGUCUCCAAAACUGCAGCUUCGGGUCCCAAGAAGGGUGGUGCUGUUAAUUCGUACACAGCUGCGCGUGAGCGUGAGCGUGAAAAGGAGCUCCGCAUUAAGCAGCGCAGCGGGGGGUCUAACAUUGCCAAGUUGCUAGGUAAGCAUACUGGUGGUGGUUUGAGUGGCCUGGACAAAGGCCAAUGGGACUGA
Messenger RNA from Penicillium griseofulvum, 3930 nucleotides. RefSeq lists its product as uncharacterized. Gene Ontology annotation, molecular function: anaphase-promoting complex binding. Bases 1 to 3930 code for a protein of 1309 amino acids. Gene Ontology annotation, biological process: mitotic G2 DNA damage checkpoint signaling; mitotic DNA replication checkpoint signaling; activation of protein kinase activity. The record is from RefSeq and is a predicted model, not a curated record. The transcript is spliced from 2 exons. NCBI's taxonomy places the organism in Eukaryota, Fungi, Ascomycota, Eurotiomycetes, Eurotiales, Aspergillaceae.